Mercenaria mercenaria is the source of this 4008-nucleotide messenger RNA. RefSeq lists its product as uncharacterized. The record is from RefSeq and is a predicted model, not a curated record. Gene Ontology annotation, molecular function: nucleic acid binding; 3'-5' exonuclease activity. Lineage: Eukaryota; Metazoa; Mollusca; Bivalvia; Venerida; Veneridae. Gene Ontology annotation, biological process: nucleobase-containing compound metabolic process. The transcript has 6 exons. Bases 36 to 1703 code for a protein of 555 amino acids.
GGUCAAAGAAUUGACGUACAUUUCAUUGGAUAACGAUGGCAUCGCCACCACCGAAACUGUUUUCCCCUUCCAACAAACAAGAAUGUCAAGCGGCCGUGCGAAAGCUCAGUUGGGAAAAAGUUAUCUCCCUUGAUGCUGAAGGUGUUCAGCUUGGUAAACACGGACCUCUUACACUACUGCAAAUUGGCACACUGGAUGGAUCAGUCUACUUAUUUGACGUCAUGAUAAAUGAAAAUAAACAGGACAAAAAGUUUUUCACGGAGACGGGGCUUGACACCAUUUUAACGUCAACAAGAAUAGUAAAAGUAAUCCAGUCUUGUUCAGGAGACAGUGCAGCUCUGUAUCAUCAGUUUGGAAUCAGACUGGAAAAUGUUUUUGAUACACAGGUAGCACAUCUUGUGAUUGAAGAAGACAAAGGAAGAAAACUACCCACAAGGGAGAAACUUGUGGAUAUCUGCAGGUUGUAUUCCAAAAAUGCCGAAGUCUACGAAGGCAAAGCAGAUGUAAAGUUGGAAUGGAGCAAAAUUGCGGGAAACUAUUGGGCAAAGAGGCCAAUGACAAAAGAGAUGAUAGACUAUGCAAGUGGCGACGUAACUGCCCUUAUUCCAGAAGUUUAUGAAACACAAAAAACCUGUCUGGAAAACAAUAAUUGUCUUGAUUUAUUUGCGGAGAGGGUUCAAGAAGAAAUUGAACUCGAUAUAGAUCCUCUCGCUAAAGAACGCCGUAAAGAGAGAAACUUUAAAAUCAAAAUGGAAAUACUUGAUGAAAUGGCAAAAAAGUACAGAAGACAAACAGAUUUUGCAUCCAUUAGGGAUGAAGAUGAGAUCAAGACAUUGAAUGAUUCAAAAGUUGAAGAGAUGUCGGGCCUCCCUGAUGUGAUACAAGACUUAAAGCGGCAGUCCAUGACAAGUUUUCUGAAGUCCAUUGAAGAAAAACUUGAGACACCUGAAACCUUUAAUCCAGAUCGUGGUGUAAUGUACAAACUUAACGACAUUGGACAUUGCGGUUCUGAGCAGCUGCAGAAAGAAGCAACUCGAAUCAAGCAAGAAGUAAUCAAGGUGAUAAUUGGUGAUGUACAAACGAAGUAUAAUGCCGGCACACCCCUUGAGAAUAUAUCUGCCCCAGAAUAUCAGGCACUUAGAGGACUGAAACCACUUUCAGUUGAUUCACCACGUUAUCAGCCAACAGUAGUUGCCCUGCACUGGAAAAUUGCAGAAAAAGAACUUACAAAAGCUAUUGAUGAACUAAAAGCCGAUCCCAGUUACAACAUGACAAUACCGAUUUCUAAAUUGAGAUUUUUUACAAAUAACCCCGGUGUUCCAAGAAACCCAAAAGAGUUAGCACAGGUGUUGUUGGAGAAACAAGAAUCUGCCAUACUGCAGAGAGUACCAACUAAAUAUACAAGAAAUACUAAUACAGAAGAGCUGACGGAUUCCGAAAGGAUGGUUCUAGGAGGACUGAGGCUCUCAUCAGGCAAUUACCAUCCGGUCGUAGUGGCUUUGCACUGGAAGAUUGCAUUACAGAAGUUGGAUAAGGAUCUCGUAAGUUAUAGAGCCGGAAAUCUACGUGUGAAUGAUGGACUCCGAAAUAAGUUAAACUUCUACAUGAAGAAUAGAUCAGUUCCAAGUGAUAUAAAGCAGAAAGCUAAGGAAUUUCUCCAAGCUUUGCCGCAGUCAAACAGAGGCGGUGGAAGGAGGAACUGAACGUUGAGCUUUACACGUAAAAUGUCUUAAACUUUAAGUGAUACUUCUUGAUAACUUUAAGAUUAUGUUCAUGACGAAACUGUCUUAUAUCAGUUGUCCUUAUUGUGUUUGGAAUAUUGCUUUCGCUUUGUUACUUUUGUCUUAUAUUUACAUUUUUUGUCUAUUAUAUAAUUCUGAGGUUUUAUUAAGAGCAUGGGGCGGGGAUUUCCUCCUGCUAUAGUGUAUUUAUUUAAUUGGGUUUCACGGCGCAUCAACACAUUAUAGGUUAUAUGGCGUCAAACAGGACUACAAGUUUUGGUUUCACAUCUCAUUUAUAUCGAAAAUAUGAGAUAUGGAAUCAAAAUUUGCAUACCUGCUGGAAUCACAGAGUUACAGCAAAACCAAGUGUUAAGACCCUAUUAGUCACCUCUUACGAUCAUGCAAGGGUAAGGCAGUGGUUCCAAUUCUUUUCAUACACAGAUCAUCCCAGAACCACAUGGGGCUCCUGCUAUAGUGGCUUGAAGCCCUGGCUAUGUUCCCUGUUACAAAUAACGUUCUAAAUAAGAUAACGCCAAGACCCCAUCUCCCCUCCCCAUCCCCGCCUCUACUUUGCAACUUCCAUUUUUACUUCAAUAAUCAAUGAAAUCCCUGUAUUUAUCAAAAUGUGUAUGUCGUUUACUUUUUGUUAUUUUUUAUUUCUUACUUCCAUAUAUGUUGCGAUUGAUACCAAAUGUUUUUCACGAAAAAGUUCAAGUUCCAUCAUUGGCACUCGUUUUGUGUAAAUGCACUUUCAUUUCAAAUUUCAUAGAACUGUUAUUUUUAUUCUUUUAUAUAUAAUACCUUAUAUAAAAGCUCCAACUUAUUGAAAAUAUGUGUGCAGCCCUCACGCCGCAAACUAAACUUAGAUGUUUUAAUUUUAUUGCUUUGAAUAUGCAUUCUUGAUGAAAUGUGAAACGUGUAUAUUUGCAUUGAUUCUUAUUCAUCUAUAUUUUUAUUGAGGAGGUGUAUAUCAAGUAAACUAGAAUAACAAGAAUGCAUUCACCAAAUCCAUAACGUAAAUUGAGGCAUUCUUACGCAAAGUCAGACGUAAUUUAUACAUUAUUUUUAAAGUCUUUGGGUUAGUAUAAGGAUCUUUUUUGAAUUGUUGAGAUAUUUAUGAAAAUGCUAACUUGAAAAUUACUCGUUUCGAAAUAUUACAAAAUUUUACGUGCGACUAACAAAGACAUCAUGAAAUUUUAUAAAAUCCAUAACAAAUAAAAUAGAAAAAGUGAAAGCCCGCAAGUAGCCCAACACGACAAAAUGAAAAUAAUGCAGGCCUCGUUUGAUUUAGCCUGUUCAUUAACAGAGUAAAAAUACAAAAUACUGUCUGCGCCCUUUAUCCCUGGGUUGAGCAGAACUAAGCAUUUACACAUGUUACUUUUGUACAAUUACCAAAAUUCAAUAUACCAUAACAGAUAUCCGUAGAUGUGUUCGUUUGACGAAGUACAUGGAACCUUCAAUUAUACACUAGAGUAUAAAUCCAUGAAAAGUCAAAAUAAUAAUUUCAAAACUUUUUGAUGUCUGUCCGAAACGGCUGAAAUUUAUAAUGAAAAUUGAUUCUUCAUGAUAAACUAAUUAAUCAAGAAAUUUAGAGCAUUACAGAAAUUCCUCUACCAUCCUCGGAGUUCGUUAAACUGAUGUAUGGAAUGGCAUACUUUUAUGUCUAAAGAAAAUUAAUACAAAGCCUUGUUGCGGAAAAAGAUUGAUCAAACAUUACGUGACUGUUUGAAUUUAUUCCAAAGACUAGAAAGACUGCUGUACACUCAAUGACUGUUAAACUGAUUGUACUGAGAAAUACUUAUAGGUUAUCCUAAAGUCGCGCAAUAUUUUCGCUGCAGAACUCGUGCAUAUUAUAUGCGUAUAACCUUUUAUUACAUACGUAUCAACAAGUAUAAAUGUAAUGUAAGCAUUAUGAAUUUGUUCAAUAGCCUGAAUAAGAUGGACAAUACUGAACUAAAUAAAAGAAUUAAUGCAACGACACAUAUUAAAUUACAUCACGCACCCGAUAUGAAAUUCAGGCGUCAGUGUAUGGAAAAAUAUUGACGUUUCCGGUACCAUUGUAACUUAACGCAGCAUAGAAAUGAGUAUAUAACAAAUGUUUUUAUGAUGCCAUGAACUUGGGCAUAUAUGAAAAAACACGUUAUUUUAGAUGAGACAGUUUUAAUCUUUUUGAAAGGUGUUUAACGUACAGUUUGAUUAAAUAUAUUGAAAUGUUCACGAAAACAUGAACGAGUUUGAUUCUAUACUUCAUGUAUUAAUGAUUUGUGAAAUAAAAUGGAUGAAUCAC